UGGGUUCAGUGCUUCGGUCCUGCUUUCCACGGGCCCUCGCCUAGGCCAUAAGUUCCCGAGAGGUGGACACGAAGACUAGACGGGUCCCUGGGCACGAUGCUGUGCCCACGUGCAGUGAGAGGCCCGAGCUGGAAACGAGGAUGAGGGCGGGAAGGGGGGCCCGGGGGGCUCGGGAAGGUACUGACUUGGCCGCUCCGCGGCUCGCCAGGCUCUGCGUUAACCCUCCGCGCCCCGGUUCCACGGCUGCUGCAGUCUGGCGAAGAGGACGCAUCAAGCGAAUUUCUUGCUCCAGCACCACAUGAAAGGGGCAGCCGGGAGCCAGAGACACACAAGGAGCAGGAGGAACUGUGGCGGGCGGGAGGAGAAGUUGGAGCGCGGGGCAGGUUGGCCCAUGAUCUCCAAGGAGGCCUCUUAGCGGAGAGUCGUGCUGCCUGCCGCCAUGUCCAAGGAGGUCGGGAGCUGCCGCCUGGGCGCCACCUACAAGCCCAAGGAGCGGAAGCCCAAGAAGCCACACUACAUCCCAAGGCCCUGGGGCAAGCCGUACAACUACAAGUGUUUCCAGUGCCCCUUCACUUGCAUGGAGAAGUCCCACCUGUACAACCACAUGAAGUACAGCCUCUGUAAGAACUCCCUGUCCCUGCUCAUUGACUCCUCGGACUGGGCCUAUAAGAAGGGUCACCUCCUCCAGCCUGAGCUGCGGCUCUUCCCAACUGCUGAGGGGCCGAGGGGCCUGCCCAAGGGUGACCCUUCUGACCCAGCCCCACCUAAGCGGCCAAAGCCAGGACCCAGGCCGGGGGACGGCUCCCCAGCGGAGCCGGGGCCACCAAGUGAGGAUGGGGGGGCUUUCCCUGAGGAGGAGGAAGAGGAGGAAGUGGCAGGUGGGCUAUUAAGGGCCAUGGACCCCAGUGACAUUAGGAAGGCUGGGGCCCCAGGUGAAGCUGAUGUGGGAGCCCUCCUCUUUGGUUUCAAAGACAAGAACAGGGAGCCAGAGCCUGACUUUAUCAUCACUGAUGUCUUCUCCCUCCGGAAUGCUGGGAGCAGAGGUCGGGAGCCCCCCUCACCAGAGGCUGAUCCCAAGCCAAAGGCAGGAAGGGCGCCUAAGAAAUCCCUGAGCACUGGUGGGCUCCUUAUGGAGCAGUGGAGGCUGGUGGCCGGAGGCCAGAAGAGCAGAGCCAGUGUAGAUCUGGCCCCAGUGGGCACCGAGGGCAGUGGUAUCAUCCCUUGCUAUCCCCCUCCAGCUUAUAGUGAUUAUCAGGAGACUCAGGGCCUCAACCUGUCCCUUUUGGGCAUAAAUUACCCCCUGAGCCCUGGGCUCUUCUCCUACCUUGGGCCCACACUCACCACUGGUGCUGCCACCACCCAUACCCCCCUAACCCAGAUGCCUUUUUUGGCAUCAGCUGCUCAACUCUUGCCCCCACCAGCUGCCACAACCGCUUCACCCUUCCAGACUCUCCAAGCCCCGGAACGUUCGGCCUUCCUCCCACGAUUCUACUACCCCCUGCUGUUUGAGCAUGCCCUAGGAACCCCCAGUGGGAAAGCUGCGGAUGCCCAACCUGCCCCCGCAAACCUUGCCCUCCCAGCUAAGACACCAGGGGAGAUGCCCACUGCUCUAGGGCUCCUCAAGGUGCCUAUGUCCAAGGCAGUUGCAUCCUGGCCCCGUAGCUCUCGGAGAGACCCAGUCCAGGAGGUGGAGCUCAAAGCAGGGCCUCCGGGAGCCAAGGAGGAAGAAGAAGAAGAGGAAGAGGAAGGCAGGUGUCGGGGGCCCCAGAAGGAAGCGACUGGGCCAAGCAGAAUGCCAUCAGAGAUCUACCGGGGCUUGCUUGGGACUAGCUCCAGGAAGGCCCAGGGAAGCUUGGCUGGCCCCUCAGCGGCAGUGAGCACUCUGAAGAGAAAGUCCUUUUUGGGGAAUGGACUUGACUUCCUGAAGGAUCCCUCCGGUGUGGACAGCCUGCCAUUGGGGAAGUUUGACUACCAGAGGAGUGUGCCAGCUGCCACACCCCUGCUCCCUUGGCCCAAGGACUCUGAUACAGUUGGUUCGGAGGCUACUUCCCCCAGGCUCCCAGCCCUGGAUGGAACCCCUGGCAAACAAAUGCAGGGAUACAGGCCGGCAAGCCCGGGGCCCAUCGGAGAGGAUCUGUCCAAAGCCCUGGGAGACUAUGAGAAAGUGGAGAGACGGCUGGGUCAGCUGGCUACCGCGGGUGGCCCCACUCAGGGGCCACUUCGGGAACAGCUGGGAAAGAUACGUCGGGAGCUUUACCACAUUCACCAGGCCCUGGAGAAGGCAACCAGGCCUCCCGAGGGGCCCCUUGACCUGUCUGUGAAGAGAGUGCCCGACAAAGGGCCAUCCCCUACUGGGUUGGAGCUGGAGGAGGGUGGCUGGGAGGAAAGUGGGUUGGAGACCACCAAGACACCCUUGGAUCUGCUGCUACUGCAGCUGGGCCAGCCAGAGGGGAGACAAGGAUCCUCAGAAUCCCCUGGGGUGCCCAUUACAGUUCUACCCCCAACAUUGGCAACAGAGCCUUUCUAUGGCCAUACCACUAAGUGUGAGGCAGACUCCAGUGUCUUACUGGGUGCUGAUGGGAGAGCUCCUGGGGGGUCUGGGUCUACCCCAGGGGGCCCCCAGCUCCUGGCUCCUGAGGAAGGGCCUCUAGGUGGUUGGGGCGGGGGACCUCGAAGUGGCAUGGGGGUCCUUCCUGGGGACCCAGAAGCCACAUGUCUUCAUAGUCCUGAGAACACUGAAGUCUGACCUAGUCUCCCCGCUCCCUCAUCCUCCAAACACCCUGGACUUAUGUAUCCUGCCCAAUUCCCCUGUCUCAGUCCUGGAAAAUGGGCCAUCUCAGAUCAGGGAGAUUUCCCAGGUGGGUACCAAAGCCCUCCCCUGAUCUUUCUCUCCUGGGGCUAUGAGUCAGGGAGGGGAUGAAAACAAACCCUGGGGAGGACGAAACAACUGUGUCCCUCAGGAACCAAAGACUCAGUGUUUAUCUGGACUGGAUUGUGUCUCCUCUCUCCACCAUCUGAGUCCCCAGGAGAAAGGGCUCUGGCAGAAGCCACUUCCUCCUUCCAGGAGGGCAGAGAUCCCCUUGGGCAUUGCCCCCUGGAGAAUCUUAUUCUCAGUGUACCGCCCCAGCUCUAACCACUUCAUUUCUCCCUCUAGUUCUCAGCCCAGUAGCUCUUUCUGGAAUCCCCAAAACCAAAUGAUGAGGGCCCUGGACACCACCCAAACCACAGCCCUGCCCCCAAACUGCCAAACCAUCCAAAGUGGGUCUUCCUUCUCUCUGUUGGUUCCCAAUUUCAGCUUUCUUAGCAUCACUGAUGUGAUGUCAUCUAUCAUCACUAGGUUUCUUCACCUCGCCCACUUUACCCUUGUCUCUCUGUUUAGGAACCUCCUCUCUUUCCCCACUCUCUUACAAUUUCUCCUGGCCUGCUUCCCCCAACCCUUCUCCAUUCCCUCUUUCCACUUGCCCUCAUCUACCCCACCCCCAGGCUGAGUGGAGGCAAAGCAUCCUCUCUCCAGACACUGACCCUGCUACCUCCUCCCUGCCCAGGGCUCUGGAGAAGUAAAUGCCCCCCUUCCCUUAAGACUGGUGUGAGGGCCUCACUGUAUGGAAAAUCUGGUGCUAUUGUAGAUUUAGGUUAAGUUUGGCAAACAGCUCUCCAUAUAAGGCACCCCGGGGCGGAAGAGGGGAACCUACUAGAUCCAAUCUCAGCUGAAUGAAGUUUGUCUUCCACUUUCUUUUCUCCCGUUCUCUGCCUUAUUCCAGCUCUCUACCCUGCUCCAAAGUCGCUCCAUAGUCUAAUCUCUUUCUGGACCAGUCCUGGCCAAGCCUGUAAUCCACCCUUAGGAUCAGAGAAUCAUAGGUUGUGGACCUGGAAAGGACCUUCUGUCCACUGGGUGCACCCAAGAAACAAAGAUGGGCUUCUUUCCAAGGGGCUGGCUGGAAAGUAGAUAGAGACCUGGCCUUGGAUCCAGCAUGGCUGGAGUUCAAGUCUUGCCUGACACAUAAUGGUUUGUGUGACCUUGACAAGUCAUUAAACAUCUCAGUGCAUCGGGCAAGCUCUCUAAACCUAGACAUUGCAGAGAACGAGGGAGCCCAGAUCUCGAGAGGAAAUUGCCUUUACCUGGGAGUUCCCUGAACCCAGGAGAUCACAGGUCCCGUCCCUUUCCUUAUCUUUUAUUAGGGUUCGACUUUAAGGAAAAGAAGAAAUUUACAGAGAAUAUGGGGUUACGAAGUUACAGAGUCCAUUGAUCUUCUGAGAGGCUUGCAAAUUUAACCCUAGAGGCAGGAGUUUGUUGUGAUUAUUUUUUCCUAGUCCCCUCCCAACUGGUCUAGCCCCAUUGCCCAAGGACAAAGACUGAACAUUCUCUCCUUGGUGACUACACCAACUUUUGCUAACCUUGUGACCCGGGAACAAGUCAAUUAAUUUGGCCGACACUAUCCUCAUCUGAAAAAGGAGGAGACUGGAUUAGAUGAUCAUUAAGGUCCCUUCCGGUUCUAAAUCCUGUAAUCUUUUCUUGUGGUGCCCCCCCACCCCAUCUUCUGGAGCCUCACUUCGAGUCUCUAUUAGUCUACCUUCCAGAGGCACUAUCCAGAACCUUCCUAACUCACCAGCCCUACUAGGGAAAUGUUCACUGCGUUCUUCAUGAAGGAACUACAUACAGCACUACAGUUCUAUAUAAUCAGAUCUGCACAUAAGCCACACCAAAUGUAGUAUAAGAGAAGUUCUCCCCCUCCUCACCCCCAUCUGGAUGAGGGAAGACGACAUCCCAAUUCCAAGGCCAGACUGAAGGGCCCCUUGAGAAAGGAAGGCGGGGAUCUGGUAGGAACUCUUCCCAAAUCUUGCCUCCAGCAGGCUCUGCCUGGGAUUGCCUGAGAAAGUUCAUGAAGCCCACCCUCACCCCAAUGAAGCCUGAGCUCAGGUCACACCUUCCCCUCUAGAUGUCAGUUCCUACCCCUGGCGGACUCCCCCUCCAUGGGCAAGUAACCUAGGUGGUCAUUGACACUGGUACAAAGGGAGAGGAUAUUUGCCCUGAGUAACCCCAUCCUGACCCUAGGACCUUUCAUCGUAUAUCAGGACUCCAAGAUGGGGCUUUUAUCUCCCUUCGCCCUUCCCCAACUGGUGUGAUGUCUCCCCUCCAUCUGUCCCCCUCAGAAAGAGGACAGCUUCUUGGAUACCCUAUACUGUGCAUGGAUGGAAGGACAAUCACUUCCUGGGUUCUUAGUGAUUAUUCAUUUCUGGGGAAUUGGGAAGAGGGCAGAGGAGUAAUGGGGGUGGCAGGGG
Dromiciops gliroides (monito del monte) is the source of this 5280-nucleotide messenger RNA. It is a transcript of the gene PRR35, whose product is annotated as proline rich 35. The transcript is spliced from 3 exons. The record is from RefSeq and is a predicted model, not a curated record. The coding region runs from base 440 to 2746 and encodes 768 amino acids. NCBI's taxonomy places the organism in Eukaryota, Metazoa, Chordata, Mammalia, Microbiotheria, Microbiotheriidae.